This is a messenger RNA of Esox lucius (northern pike), 592 nucleotides long. Its product is annotated as gamma-crystallin M2-like. The transcript has 3 exons. Gene Ontology annotation, biological process: lens development in camera-type eye; visual perception. Gene Ontology annotation, molecular function: structural constituent of eye lens. Bases 19 to 543 code for a protein of 174 amino acids. NCBI's taxonomy places the organism in Eukaryota, Metazoa, Chordata, Actinopteri, Esociformes, Esocidae. The record is from RefSeq and is a predicted model, not a curated record.
GGUCAACUACCAGCAACCAUGGGCAAGAUCAUUUUCUAUGAGGACAGAGACUUCAGCGGCUGUCAACAUGAAUGCAUUAAUGACUGCGCUGACCUGCACUUCUACUUCAACCGCUGCCAAUCCAUCAGGGUGGAGAGCGGCUGCUUCAUGGUCUAUGAUCGUCCCAACUACAUGGGCCACCAGCACUUCCUGAGGAGGGGUGACUACUGUGACUAUCAGCGCCUCAUGGGCAUGAAUGACUGUGUCAGGUCCUGCCGUAUAAUCCCUGCGCACCGUGGCAGCUUCAGAAUUAGGUUGUAUGACCGCUAUGACAUGGCCGGCCAAAUGAUGGAGCUGUGCGACGACUGCCCCAACAUGAUGGAACGCUUCCGCAUGUCUGACAUCAACUCCUGCAACGUGAUGGAGGGCCACUGGCUCAUGUACGACCAGGCCAACUACAUGGGCAGGCCGUACUACCUAAGGCCCAGCGAGUACCGCAUGCCCAGCGACUGGGGAGGCCAGAGUUGCAGGAUUGGCUCCAUCAAGCGCCUCAUGGACCUCUAAUGAAAAUCUCCUUUUAAGAAAAGGACCUUCAAUGACAAACCAAUCCUGA